AUGGUGGUGGGCGGCGACUUCCGAAUGAUGGUGCUCAAAUCCAAUAAAUUGCUGUCUAAUCCUGAAAGAAUCGGACAUGGACCAAGCGACAGAGUCCAAGAUUCGGAAGCAGCAGACGAGGAGGAGUCCAAAGCAGCAGAGGAGAGCAACCAGGAGCGUGAGUACGAUGAAAAUGGCGGUCUCGUGAUUUGUAGGCUUUCGCAUAAGAGGAAGGUGACAGUUCAGGUGUUCAAGGGGAAACCAUUGGUGUCGUUGAAGGAGUUUUUUACUAAAGAAGGCAAGGAGCUCCCUACUUCUAAAGUUACUAUUCUAUGUAUGGACAUUUCAAGAAGUUGGAUGAAGAGAUUAAAAGGGGAGCUGCAUCUUUGGAAGUAGAAGCCCAACUAUCUCAGGUUUGCAAUUGUCGAUCACUUCAUAUUAUGGAAUUGAUAUACGAUAAAUCAAGAAGCUGCAUAAACUAUCUGUUAGCCAGAACUUUGACCACUAUAUUUGAAAUUUAGUUUCCAAUGAAAUGAGAUCAGUUUGAAAGAACUUUAAUGAAGUUACCAAUAGAGUUAGUUAAUUUCAACUAUCUAGAAUUUGUGCUACAAGUAUUUUUCACUUUUGACCUUGAUUAUGAUGACUUCCUUAUGUCAGUUACUUGUAGUGUUGCUGGAAAGUCACUGGACUUUACUAUGUUUUGGUAUGCUAAUGACUAAUUCUGCAGGGGUGGUCAUUUUCACAUGAUCCAUUGCACAAAUGAAGGUUAUAUUUACAACUUUUUUUUUUUUUUUUGAAAUAUUGUUCCCUUUUAUUUAUCUGUUGUCAUUAACAAUGGAACACACUUCUUUCCAGACACUUUUACAUUAUGUUCCUGCAGGGAGGGUGGUAGUCCUUGAUCUGUUUGCUGAAGUGAAACUGUGAAACUGAUAUGUGAAUUGAACUUGUAGAGUUAGAGUUUGAUUGAUUGAUGUAAUGACUACUGCUACUUGUACAUUUUUAAUUGUCAUUUUGUAAAUGAAAUUACUUA
Rosa rugosa (rugosa rose) is the source of this 1009-nucleotide messenger RNA. Its product is annotated as RNA polymerase II transcriptional coactivator KELP-like. Gene Ontology annotation, molecular function: transcription coactivator activity; DNA binding. The record is from RefSeq and is a predicted model, not a curated record. Gene Ontology annotation, biological process: positive regulation of transcription initiation by RNA polymerase II. NCBI's taxonomy places the organism in Eukaryota, Viridiplantae, Streptophyta, Magnoliopsida, Rosales, Rosaceae. The transcript is spliced from 4 exons. The coding region runs from base 1 to 375 and encodes 124 amino acids.